Molecule: messenger RNA, 1080 nt
Organism: Neurospora tetrasperma FGSC 2508
Lineage: Eukaryota; Fungi; Ascomycota; Sordariomycetes; Sordariales; Sordariaceae
Exons: 5
Coding region: 1-1080 (359 amino acids)
Source: RefSeq, a predicted model, not a curated record
AUGCCCAUCGAUCUCCUCUGUCAACACCAAGCUCGUAUUAGCGCUGCCGCCGGCGGGGAAAUCAAGGUCCGCGGCAAGCCGGUCACCACCCAGUAUUUCUCUUCCAGUCCCAGCCUCCAAGACUGCCAUGAGAAGGCCACACACCUUGAGGAAAGAUGCGCAAACUUGCAGCAGAAUUACGCGGACUUGGCCGCGCAGCAAAAACGCAUGCAGUGGGCGCUGACUGUUAUCUCGGCGCUGCCAAUCGAGUUCGUCGAUAAACAACAACAGUUACCUGUGAAGGCCGCUAUCGCCAACUAUAUUGGCGACGAAGUUUCUAUUAUUGGCCUUAUAAUAAGAUGGGGGUUUAGGAAUUUGAAUCUAGAUAGGGAUAAUACUAUUAAAGUCUUCGAAGGACAGACCGAAGUUGGCGAAGUCGCAUCCGCAGACUUGAGGGAGGACAAACUGUUCGCCGUAGCCGGCCCCGGCGCCGGGGUCUUCAAAGGAUGGGAGUUGUACUGUGACAGCAGUGCUCUGAACACCAUACUUUCGCAAAUCACAAAGUUUGGUCCCCUCAAAGAGCAAGAGUUUGAGACUUUGCCGACCAUAACACAAGUAUCGGCCUUGUUUCAAAAAGAGAAUGACGCCAGGAGAGCUGUCGAGGUUCUCAAUCAGUCAUCUCGAUCAAGUUACGCCGACGCAUACCGAAAAGGGACUGGUUGUGCGGUUGCCUGGUUGGCUGUGAAGGGAGCGCGGCUCAAGGUUUUGUUCGUUCGUCCGAUGUUAUCGGUGACGGGUGAAGGGUGUCUGGGUCGCUGUGGUCUGGGCCCCGGCUGGAACUAUCAUGACAGGAUGGGCUUCCGAGAGGAAGAAAGAUUUCCGGUUAAUAAAGACGAGAGUACCUGGGACCGUCAAAGUGAAGUUGCUAGUGUCAGCUGGAAGCCAGUAAAGCCCCCGCUCGACCGUCAUACCAGGAACAUUGGCGAGCUUCUGUACUUCUUGGUGGACGAGCGAAGCGGUUCUAGUAGGGAGGGCUCGAUGGGUGCCCCGAUAAUGGACGCUGGUUGUCUACAAGGCGGAGAGCAUGGCUUCUGGCUGUAA